AUGAGUGACAUUGUUUGUUACAAGUGCGGAGGAAGGGGUCAUUUUAAGAAGGAUUGUCCAAAUUCCAGAGCUUUGACCAUACAAGAGGUAAAACUUAUUGCUAACCAAACUAUCAAUUGGGAGGAUUUCGAGGUUGAAGAAGUGGAGGACGUGAAUUCUACUGAAGGGGACGAGGAGGAAGAGCAAUGUUUCCCCGAAGAAGGGACCAAAACAAAUCUGGUUGUGAGAAGGGCGUUGCAAGCUCGCGUUGACGAACCCUUAGCACCGCAAAGGCAACAUAUGUUCAUUACCAAGUGCAAGAUUAAAGGCGAGGUAUGUGAUUUAAUUGUUGAUGGUGGUAGUGAGGCAAACACAGUUUCCAAAACCUUGAUAACUAGACUUGGUCUUACAACUACAAAUCACCCACAUCCUUAUAAGUUGAGUUGGUUGGACUCUAAUUCUAGCACAGGGGUUAGGAAACAAUGCAUGGUUAGUUUUUCUAUUGGGUCUUAUCAUGAUACUCAACUGUGUGAUGUUGUGUCUAUGGAUGCUUGUCACAUUUUGCUUGGUAGACCUUGGCAAACUGAUCGAAAAUCUCAACAUGAUGGAGGUCCACGAAAAUUUUGUGAGUCAAAACCCCAAAUUGGCUCAAUUGAUAAGGAUUUUGAGGAUGUUUUUCCCGAUGAGUUACCUAAAGAGUUACCACCUUUGAGGGGAAUUGAACAUCAAAUUGACCUCAUUCCCGGUGCUCCUUUGCCUAACAAACCUGCCUAUAGGUGUAAUCCCUUGGAAACUAAGGAAUUGCAACGACAAAUUGAGGAGUUGAUGAGUAUGGGCGCAUGGAGGAGGUCUAGCAGGCCAUUUCGAAGUUCAAAAGACUAUGGAGCUUCUUCAAGCUCACUUUUAUUGGCGGAGAGACCUUGGGAAGACAUAAGCAUGGAUUUCAUUGUGGCUUUACCUAGAACUCAAGGAGGUAAGGACUCAAUCAUGGUGGUAGUUGAUCGUUUUUCAAAGAUGGCUCACUUUGUCCCUUGUCAUAAAACCGAGGAUGCUACGAUGGUGGCGAAAUUAUAUUUUGAUGGGGUUGUUCGUUUCCAUGGAAUCCCACGCACCAUUGUUUCAGAUCGAGAUACAAAGUUCCAAAGUCAUUUUUGGAAGUCCUUGUGGCGUCUUAUGGGAACCAAGUUGCUGUUUUCUACCUCACAUCACCCCCAAACCGAUGGCCAAACCGAGGUGGUGAAUAGGGUACUAGGUUCUUUGCUUAGGACCUUGGUUAGUAAGAGCACCAAAGAUUGGGAUGUCAAACUCGCUCAUGCUGAGUUUGCGUACAAUAGAACUCCUAGCGCUACUACAAAGUAUUCUCCUUUUGAAGUAGUCUAUGGUUCUAAUCCUUAUGUUCCAAUUGAUCUCAUAGCGUUGCCUCGAGACAAGUUCGUGCAUGGAGGUGCCAAGGAACAAGCCGAGUUCAUGGUGAAAAUCCACAAGGAAGUAAGGAAGAACAUCGAGAAGGCUAAUGAAAUCUAUAAGAAGCAAGCCAACAAGAGAGUCAAAAACGUGAGAAGUUUUGAAGUUGGUGACUUAGUGUGGAUCUACAUGAGGAAGGAAAGGUUUCCCAAUCAAAGGAAGAAAAAGCUCAUGCCACGAGCCGAGGGUCCAUUUGAGAUAGUGGAAACGAUCAAUGACAAUGCCUACAAGGUAGAUUUGGGAGGAAAGUAUGGCGUCUCAAGCACAUUCAAUGUGGGGGAUCUAGCACCGUACUAUAAUGAUGAAGAAUUGAGGGCAAUUCCCUUUGAAGAAGGGGAGGAUGACCAAAGUUGUCAAGGUUCGAAUAUUCCAGUCCAAGAGUUGAACGUUAGGGAAUUGAUUUUGUCCAAGUCUUUCUUCGAUGCUACUCCUAUGGAUUUUGGCGUGCACGGUCCAUAUAAUUCCUCAAAUGGUUGCACCGUAUUAAGCGUAACUAAUUACCUCGAUAAUGGGGGAAUAUAG
Molecule: messenger RNA, 1965 nt
Organism: Chenopodium quinoa (quinoa)
Lineage: Eukaryota; Viridiplantae; Streptophyta; Magnoliopsida; Caryophyllales; Amaranthaceae
Exons: 4
Coding region: 1-1965 (654 amino acids)
Biological process (GO): DNA integration
Molecular function (GO): zinc ion binding; nucleic acid binding
Source: RefSeq, a predicted model, not a curated record